AUGCUGGUUCUGGAGCAGAUGUUGAUGGGAUGCGAGUUCAGUGUUGAAGAUGGAAGAAAUGCCAGAGUAGGAAACGCCAUCAGACCCAUCGCCCUACGCGCCGUUUCUGCUAUAGCGUCUGCUGUUCCAGGGUUUCCCAUUCUAGCAACAGGAGGAAUUGAGUCGGCUGAAAGUGGCCUGCAGUUUCUUCACAGUGGUGCUUCUGUUUUACAGGUGUGCAGUGCCAUCCAGAAUCAAGAUUUUACUGUGAUUGAAGAUUACUGCACGGGGCUAAAAGCUUUGCUUUAUCUGCAGAGCAUAGAGGAGCUUCAGGACUGGGAUGGGCAGAGUUCUCCAACUAUCAGGCAUCAGAAAGGAAAACCUGUGCCCAAAAUUGUUGACCUGAUGGGAAAGAAACUUCCCAGUUUUGGUCCCUACCUUGAACAACGCAAGAAGAUAAUAGCUGAGAACAAACUGAAACAGAAGGAACAGAACAGCCUUGUUUCCCAGCCAGAGAGAAAACAGUUUGUUCCCAAGAAGCCCAUCCCAGCAGUGAAGGAUGUAAUUGGAAAAGCGCUGCGGUAUAUUGGAACAUAUGGAGAGCUCAGUAAUACCGAGCAAGUUGUGGCUCUGAUUGAUGAGGAAAUGUGUAUCAACUGUGGCAAAUGCUACAUGACCUGCAAUGAUUCCGGCUACCAGGCUAUACAAUUUGAUCCAGAAAUCCACCUGCCCACUGUUGCCGACAGUUGUACAGGCUGCACUCUAUGUCUCAGUGUCUGCCCUAUUAUUGACUGCAUCCGAAUGGUUUCCAGGACAACACCUUAUGAACCAAAGAGAGGCCUGCCCUUAGCAGUGAACCCAGUGUGCUGAGGUGAUCAGACCAGCAGUUAAAGUGAACCUUACAUUUGCUUGAUUCUAUUGAUUUGCUUUCUAAUUAGUACCAGCAACUCCAAAAAGAAAAAGAACCUAAUGAUGGUAGCCAUUAUAACACUUGCUGUAUCGAGCAAUCUCUUGUUUAAACCUUCACACAAAGAGCCGUUUGUCAAAUAUUAGUUUUUUUGAGAAGUCUAAACUUUUUCUUUCGUCAAUUCUUAGUUGCUGUGAUAAUUUUGAUGAUUUUUAAAAAAAACAACAUACAACAUUAGGGGAGAUUUUGCUAACCGACUGAACCCAGCAUAAAGAAAAACUUAGUUACUAGAGAAACAUGGAAAAUUAUACAUUCUAUUUCAUUUCUAAAACUGUUUUUUAAGAUUUAAUUAACUGCAUAGCGUACAAACAAAGAAAUAUGGCUCUGUGUGUUUACAAAGAGAUAUAAAAAGAGAUUUAAAAUAGUAUUUCUGAACUAUCAAUCAGUUUCAACUGCAUCAGCAUAUGGCACGGUAUUACCUUAAUUCUCCCUAAAUUCAGCUUCUGACAAGGCACUAAAAAUAGAUUUGCAAACACACUGCACUCUCCAGCGCUUAAUGUUGUACAGCAGGUAGUAGCCAAGUUUCUUUGCUUUUGUUCAAUGUAUUCUUCCAAAUGUAAGCAUUUGCCCAAGGGCCUGAUUGAUUUUGGUUACAUAAGGUAUGCUGCUUGGCAGAUGAAAUUAUUCUCUAGAUGGUAGUGGACAAUUGUAGGCAGUUCCUCCCGGACUUUGCAGCUCUUGCAUACAGUGGCUCGGUUCACACACUGUGCCCAAAGGGCCAGUUGGGGGGAGGAAGGAGGACCAUUUGGCUUGGCCUUUAACUCAACGGAGGCCUCAGAUUUAGACACUUGUUAAUAUUCUGCCAUUAGUUUCAAGAUUUGUUUUUAUUUGCAUCCAGUGUAAUUUUUCAAUGGCCUGGAGCCUCAAAGCUGUAUGGCCCAGGCUAGCCUGAUCUCAUCAGAUCUUGGAAGCUAAGC
Gekko japonicus is the source of this 1863-nucleotide messenger RNA. RefSeq names its product dihydropyrimidine dehydrogenase [NADP(+)]-like. Bases 1 to 849 code for a protein of 282 amino acids. Gene Ontology annotation, molecular function: NADP binding; dihydropyrimidine dehydrogenase (NADP+) activity; iron-sulfur cluster binding. The transcript has 6 exons. The record is from RefSeq and is a predicted model, not a curated record. Lineage: Eukaryota; Metazoa; Chordata; Lepidosauria; Squamata; Gekkonidae. Gene Ontology annotation, cellular component: cytosol; cytoplasm. Gene Ontology annotation, biological process: uracil catabolic process; thymine catabolic process.